GCGUAGGUUGUAUGGUAAGUUUAGUUUAACGUGGUAUUCUGCGUCGGGGGAUAAAGAACCUAACUUACUAGCAUUGGUAAAACUACGGAAUUGUUGUGCGAUUUGCCGUGUUAGCCAUAACGGCAAAAUACACGUAACAAUGGAGAAUAACGAUAAUGAUUCUACACCAGAAAUUGAACAAGUGAGUGGUAACGAAACACCAGAAUGGGUGGAUUCAAAAUGUGUUUUCUGCAAGCAAGAACUGAAAGAGGGCAACGAGCCAAGGUUGCUGCCUUGCCUCCAUGGUGCGUGUAAGGCUUGUGUUUCGGCCGAAUCGGUGCCCAGCCCCGCGUCCGUUUCGAACUACUCGACGCCUGCAACCAAGCCAGUGACUUGCCCAUCUUGUAAGGAAGAGAUCAACCCAGAUAGUGUUAUUGAUCACCUUUUUAUUCUUGAGAAUAUUGCCCAAGCAAAUGAAGCUUUGGAAGGAGAUGAUAAGAAACCACCGUGUUGCACAAGCUGUGAGGAUAGUGCACCAGCAUCUGGGUUUUGCACCGACUGCCAGGAGUGGCUGUGUGAAACUUGUGUUCAAGCUCACCAACGGGUUAAAGUUACCAAAGAUCAUAGUGUACGCCCACGUGAUGAAAUGGAAGGAGAGAAAACUUCAGGCCUCGAUCAGAAAUAUCUUUUUUGCCCUGUACAUUCAAAGGAACCGUUGAAGCUGUAUUGUGAAAGCUGCGACAAGCUGACGUGCCGAGAUUGUCAGCUUUCAGAGCACAAGGACCAUAAAUACCAGUUUCUCUCGGCUGCUUGUGAACAACACAAACUCUACUUGAGUACUCUUCUGACCAAAAUAAAAGAGAAACAAAAUUACAUUGAAAAUGCUCGGUCUCUGAUUAGUAAGAGACAGGACGAGGUGACAGAGCGAGAGAAAGAAGUUACACAGGAAAUUAAGAUGUUUGCUGUAAAGUUUAUCACAGAAAUUAAUCGACGUGGUAAACUUCUGCUACAAGAACUAAAUGAAGUUUGUAGUCGGAAGAAGAAACAGCUGACAAUGAAGAAUGAAGAACUUGUAUCACUCUCCAAAAGAUUACAUCAUUGUCAGCAGUUUGCUGAUGCUGUGAUUACAAAAGGGAGUGACAUAGCUCUUGUGUACAGCAAGAAGUCUUUAACUGGGCAGCUGAGACACGUUCUUCGACGACGCUGUGAAGUCCCUAACCCUCAACACAUGGUUGACAUUAAAUUUGCCUACGAGUCUCAGUUCCUGAGUGAGUACAUAAGCCAUCUUGGCUGCUUAAUGGUUGACCAGCAGCCUGUUGGCGGGUUACUUCCUGGUGGGAUGGGCAGAGGCCAGCAGGCAGUCAACCCUUCCAUGAGGAUGCAGGCACAGGUAACAGCAAAUAACCAGCCUGUUUGUACACUCAGUAGUGAGAGGCCAAAACAAAGAGCAUGGUCUGGCCCAAGACAGCCAUACAAGCCUAGAGGAAUGAUUCCUUCUCAAGGGGUUCGACCUCCACCUUCUUAUGGUAACAUUUCUGGAACUGGCAUGGCUGUGAGACCCCGUGGCCAUAUGAUGGCCCAGCCUCCCAACAAAGGCUACCCCCAGCAACAGGUGUCAUCCUCUACUCAUCCUAACUUGGCUGGUCAUUCUCCUGUCCAGCUGAGAAACCUCUUGAGUACAAGUCAGCAACAGGUCAUGUCUCCCCGUUCAAACCAGACCCCUGCUAAUUGGCAACAGCGUAUGCCUGGAAACCAAGUUAGGGGCCCCAGUCCUCAAAUGGCACAGCAGACAAGACCAUACCCUGUGCAGCUCCGCCAAGCAAACCCUCAGACAUCAUCCCCGUCACAAGUUCCUCCAGUCUCAGUGGCCAUUUCACUCCCUGUGUCAUUGAAUUCUAACAUUACCAUUUCUCCUAUAAAAACGUCUGUAGUUAAUAACAGACAAAGCAGUCAAGCACAAGGCCAAAGACCAAUUGUUCCUCGAACAAAUUCCCAGUCCAACCAACAGAAGUCUCUUCCUCUCUCAACACCGAACCUCCCACCAGGGCUGCAGAUAUUGCCUCACCCAGCACCUCGUCAGCCGUCGCCCUCACAAGUGAUUGUUAUAGAUGAUGAUCCUGCACCUGUAACGACCUCUCUCUCGGCGCACACCCGUAAUAUGUCAAAUACGUCAAGGUUAAGCCACUUCCCCUCAGAACACGCUUCUUCUGUCAAAAGGAUGAAUCAUCAACCUUCGCAUGACAACCGCAUGCAUUCAUCACCUGUUAUGCAUCACAUACCUAACAGACCUAAUGGUGCACCAAGUACCAACACACUACCACCGUACAUAGUACCAGCAACAACUAUAAAUCCGGUGCCAAGUCCAAUACACAGGACAACUCCAGACAGUGUUAGCCUAACAACACCCCCAACAACAACAGUUCAAAGUCAUGAUGGAACUUCUGGGGGUAGUGUUCUUAUUAAGGAUGAAGCCAAAUCUCCAGCUGACCAGAUGCCUUCCUGUAGCAUUCAAGGAUGCCCUCCCAAGGAAGAAUCCAUCGUUGACGCUGCUUCAAGAAUCUUGAGUGAAUUUGCAAAUCAAUCUAUAGGAAGUAUUUUAAAAGAUGAAGAUAAAGGGACAGCAGAUGAAGGAUCAUCGGAAAUAAAGUCAAAGGAUGACUCAAUAAGCCUGACAACCAGAAAUGAAGGCAGAAGGGGUUCAACACUGGCUGCUGAUAGCAGCAGUAGUCCUGUUCCUGUGGUUACUAUUGAUGAUGACCCAGUUCCAGAGCCUCCCACCUCAAACCCCAUUAUUGUGUCAGUAACCAGUGGAAUUGAAUCUGUUUUUACAACUGAAGAUACCCCUGUCAAAGAAACUAAUGUUGAAGACAAGCCAGCUAACAGUGGUGAGGACAGUGAUAAGACAAAUAGUUCCAAAGAGGAUGAGGUAGAGAAGAGUAAUGAAGAUAAUAAAGAGUUAGACAAGAGAGAAUCUGAUGAGGACAGCAAGCGAGAAUCCCAGGAAACAACUAGAACAGAACCUGAAGAGGUGAAUAGGAGGGAUUCUCAGGACACGAACUGUAGUGAAUCUCAGGACACAAGUAAAGGAGAUUCUUCCGAGUCAAGUAGAAAAGAGUUUAAGGAGAUAAACAGGAGAGAUUCUGAAGAAGAAACUAGAAAAGAUGUUGGUGAAAAGAGUAGGACAGAAUCUCAGGGGACUGUCAGAAGAAUUUCAAAUGAGAGCUCUUCAUCAUCUGAAAAAAUCUUAAAAGUGAAGAUAAAAAAAGAAAAGUUAGAUGACAUGAUGUUGCCAAUUGUUAAAAUCAAGAAAGAAAAGAUUGAUGAUAGUCCAAAGGAGAUAAACAAUGAGAAUCCAAGCUCUGAAGACAGUAGCAGAUCACUUUUAGAUGACCUACAAUCUUUGGAAGAUCUUUUAAAAACUAGCAGUAGUGGAUUAACAGUGAGCGAAGUGCGAGUCAAUAGCAGUGGGUUAGAAAUUUCAAAAGUGGAAAUGAAACCUUCUUCAGAAGAAAAACCACCACCUGUGAAAGAUGCAGUGGCUGUUAUCACUAAAACACUUAUCAAUGGCAAAGAAGAAAAGCAGCUGUCCACUUCUGAUAAAAAAACCACAGAAAAAACUCAUCAUCAAGAUGAUCCUAAUGAAGACUGGUGUGCAGUUUGUCAUGACGGAGGAGAAUUGUUGUGUUGUAGCAACUGCCCUCGAGUAUAUCAUCUUAAUUGUCAUGUUCCUGCUCUCCUAACAACUCCAAAUGAGGACUGGGCCUGCCUCAUGUGUACAGAUGUCAUAAAUGCAUCAUUUCUUCGAGAGUCCAGUGGAAGCAAGAGGAAAAAUCCAGUGGGUCUUUCUGGCCGUGACCUACUGUGCUGUGAAAAGAUAUUGUUGGAACUCCUUUGUCAUGAAGCCAGCUUACCCUUCCAUGAACCAGUUAGCAAGACUCAAGUACCCAACUACUACAAGGUUAUUACUAAACCUAUGGACUUGCUGACUAUCAAACAAAAACUUUCUCCCAAUCAUUUUAACCAUUAUGAAGAUGACGAGGAAUUCAUCUCGGAUACUCGUCUUAUCUUCAGCAACUGUUUUGUCUUUAAUCCAGAAGGAUCUACACUGUAUAAUGCUGGCAAGAUAAUUGAAGCAUAUUUUUGUGAUCUGAUAAAGAAAUACUUGCCUGAAAAAACUUUUGAAAUGAAAACUCAGCUAGCUGAAACUAAGGAUUCUACAUCUUCAGAUGGAGAAACUAACAAAGCUAAGCGACAGAGGAAGGAUUCUUCUGAUAAUUCACCAACAGAGUACUGACGUGAAGAAAAACGGAUGUUGUAACCUUUACCACUCUCUUUAUUAUUUAUUAAAUUUGCCUAUGUAACUGUUUCAACGGAGGAGGUCUGAGGGUCUGGGCAGUUGAUAUUAAGAAUAGGCCAGGUAGCACCAGAAGUUUUCAUCAGCACUCUUAUGGACUUACCGAGGAUCUUGUAGCAGAAUAAAACACAAAAGAACUGAAGAUAAAUUGUUGGGGAAAGUUACUAGAAUAGCUUGCUGUCUAAAACUUGAUAGAGGAAAUUGCUUAAAAAAUGUUGGUUUAACACAGAAAAAAUAUGUUUAAUGUAGAUAGUUCCAUGGGGUGAUUUAUAAAAAAAUACUUGUAACUUUAAACAAGUUGGCCUGGAGUAUCAGGGUAAUAUGUGCGCUAAAUAUUUCAGGAAGGUUUUUAAAAGGUUUUGUUGUAGUACGGAGAUGAAGAAGAAGAAGAAGAAGCUGAUUAGAGAAAAUUGUCACACCUCACAAAAACCAAUGAAUAUGAUACAUGGAUUUGUUAACUUGGACAGUUGGUUGAGGAUGUGUGUAUACUGUCUAAUUCACCUUUACACUUUUUAUGUGUGUUCAGAUCUAGAUAAGUAAAAAAAUUAAAACUUCAGUAUGUCCAUGUUCUGUAUGUUGGCACUGUAAGCUUCAUACUAGACAGUUUUUAUUGAUCACCUGAAAAAAAGAGAGAUGAAACAAAAUACUAGGCCUACCCGAGAAACCAUAUGUUUAUAGAAGUAUAUUCAGAGUCCUACUUGUUUCACUUGAUCAUUAAUUGUAAAUAUCAUACAUACAUACAUACACACAUAUAUAUAUAUAUAUAUAUAUAUAUAUAGCCAAUUGACAUUUACUUUAACUUUCAAUAACUUAGCUAAAGCACACACAAACUUACUAUAUAACUAUUAGUUCAAACGGUAGAUUACUGGAUUGUAUAUAUAUGUAUGGUUUAACAUUUGAAAAAGGUCAUGAGUUCACUAUGCUAAAUAACUAAAAGGUUAUACCUUUUUAUGGUUUAACAACUGAAAGAGCCCAUAAGCUCACGUUGUUGAAAAAGUGCAAGGUUAUACAGUCAAAUGGUUGAACAGCUCCAAAAAUCACGUGUUCACGUUUUUGGAUGAUGACAUGAAAGGUUACAUUUAUAUUGUUGAAAAAAUUAUAAAAAAAGACAUACAUUGUAACUAAAUGUUUAUUCAACAUUCUAGCUUUUAUUUAGAGAUAAGGAAAAUUAUCCUUAAUUUUAAAUUAAAGGUUAAUUGUAUUUUUACUGUAGUACAUUAAUGCUUAGAGCAAAAUAUUUCUACACAAAAUACAUCCAUAAUGUCAAUGAUAAUAUCUAUAUAGUCAUUAGUUGGUAAAAAUGUUUCUUGUUGUUGUUUUUUGUAGCAGAAAUUAUAAAAUUUCAUGACAUCUAGUAGUUUGGGAAUAAAAUAAAACAUGAAACUUUUAAAUCAUUAAAAUGUAUCUUGUAUCAUAUUCUAUAUAAAAUUACUAAACUGAACAAACCAUUAGAUGGAAAUUGGUGAAAAAAAAUAACUAUAAGCUAAAGCGAGAAAAGUAGUUGAAGCAAAUAUAAUUCCUAGUUAAACUAUUGUUCUUUAAAAUCAUUUUAUAAAUGAAGACCAUAGUAAAUAUGCACUUUGUUAUCCAAGUUUUGCCUGAUUACAUCCUAGCUUCUCGUUAUACAUCUUUAAUUUUUUUUUGCUUCAUCAUUGUUCACUUAUUUUCGCAUGGUUUUAAACUAGAAAUUCUCAAAAAUCUAAAUUCAAUAGAUUUAUAAUUUAUUGAAUAUUUAUAAAAAGAAAAAAUGGUAAAUUUCAAAGGAUACAACACAGACUGUAGGAAGUAUCAUGCAGGUUAUGUUACACAUGCAGGUUAUGUUACACAUGCAAAUGAAUUCAACAUCAUUUGCAUCAUAAAUAUAUGAUUGAAACGAUGCAGAAUACAUUUACAUCAUAUAUGUAUGUUUUAGAACUUUAAUGUGUUAUAAAUACAUCUAAAUUAUAUCUACAACUUUUAUAUUAAUAUUUACAAUAUCUUUAAACUGACAAAACCAAUUCUUGAUGUUUACUUUAAAACCUGACAAUUUUUUUCAUUGAUGGUAUUGUUGUCAACAAACUUGAUAUUAAAUUUUGUACAAAAUGACACAAGUAGCAGUUUUAGUUACUUGUCCAAAUUUAUUUAAAGUUUCUGGAUUAAGAUUAUUCCUUCAAGUUUAGGAUACUUCAGGCAUUUCUGGGCACAUGAUCUGAUAUUGGGUUAUUUUAUAACCUUUUUGUUUGCUUGUAAUUACCAUCUUAUUACCAUUGGUAAGUGAUGCACCUAAGUUACCAAAACUUCCAGUUUUGAAGUUCAUUUAUCAAAUUGGAGUGCGAGUAUCAAAAAUACUUUAUAGUUAUCUUAUGUGUUUUGAAAAUGUAUGUCUAGUUUUACAAAUAUAAUAUUUUAAAUACUUAUACAGAAUCUUUAGUAAAAAUUAAAAAGAUUUGACUGGACUUUUAAACCUAUAUAGGAAGUUUGAUAUCAGAAUGUUUGUUUUUAUAACCAACAAAUUUAGGAGUAAUUAGUUAGAACUUCAGCUGAUUGAAAGAUAUAAAAAAGGACCAUAUUCAUGCUUCUAAAAACGUGUACAUUUGGUUACUCUAAAAAAGUAGUUUUCAUCCAGCAAAAGGUGAAAGAAAGGUUUUUUUAAGAAUGGCAGCAAGUGAUAUGUUUAUAGCAUGCCUGUAAUAAUGAGAAUUGAAAUACGGAAAGUGUCUUGUAUUAGACGGUUCGAUAAUCAUUGAUCAUUCUUUAGUUUUCAGUUUAAAAGUUUUGAAACGGCUGGAGAUAAAUGUAGUGUUACAAUAUAUUAAUUCAAUUGACAGAAAUGAAGGGAUUAAAGAGUUGACCAAUGACAUAGCCUGAAAAAAAUAUAACAAAACAUUCAGAUAUAUGUAAAACUACCAAAGCAUAUUAUUUUGUUACCUUGUAUAGUAGUGUGACCUUUAUCUAUUGGCUAACCUUCAGAAGAAACUUGAAUUACAAUUAUUUCUGUUUAUCUUGGGUCUCUCAAAGCUUAGAAUUUAACAUGUUUUUUGUAGUAAAUCACCAGGCUGGUAAUGUCAGAAAUCGACUAGCCCGUCAUGGAAAAGAGCCAGUGGUAGAACAUAUUCAGUUUCUUGAAGAAAGUUAAUUAAAUGCAAAACUGAUGUGUUGUUGAAUGCUGCAGCUAAAAAGAUAAAUUUAUAAAAUAAUCACCUUUCUUUAAUUAUAUUUUUUUUUCUCCAAAGAUUAGCGAUAGGGAGCUGAUAGCUUUAGUUAAGUUUUAAUUCAGACAAAAUUUGACAAUUGGGGAUUUUAUUAGCCGAAAAGAACAACGUCUUAGCUUUUAGUAGCUGCGUGAAUUAACUUAUGAAAUUCCAAAAAUAAGAUAUAGGAAAAAAAACCAAGAACACAAAUAUAGCAAUAGUUUCUAGGCUGUGAUGCAUGUGGGUAUUAUUUUGUAAGCAAUGAAAUGUCUGGUCUACUGAAAUUUUCACUAGCCAUUCGAACUACUCAAAAUUGCUGAAUUUACUAAUUAACCUUUGGCUAGUUAACUACCACUACUGUUGAGCUCUGUCUCUUCCAUUUAUACCUAUUUUCAUUGAACUUGCUCUAUUUUCAGCAGAUGAAGUGUGAACAAACUCAAGUUCAUAAUAAUAAUUAUAACACUAAGAAUCUUACUUCAGAACUAGAGAACUAAGAAAAUUUUAUAGUGGCCUACCACAUUCAACAUUGUAUGAUCAUAUCUCUGACAUUACAACUUAAGUAACUCCCACAUGUGUGUAGUGUAUGUUGAUCUACCACAUUCAACAUUGUAUGAUCAUAUCUAUGACAUUACAACUUAAGUAAUCCCCACAUGUGUGUAGUGUAUGUUGAUCUACCACAUUCAACAUUGUAUGAUCAUAUCUGACAUUACAACUUAAGUAAUCCCCACAUGUGUGUAAUGUAUGUUGAUCUACCACAUUCAACAUUGUAUGAUUAUAUCUCUGACAUUACAACUUAAGUAAUCCCCACAUGUGUGUAAUGUAUGUUGAUCUACCACAUUCAACAUUGUAUGAUUAUAUCUCUGACAUUACAACUUAAGUAAUCCCCACAUGUGUGUAAUAUAUGUUGAUCUACCAAAUUCAACAUUGUAUGAUUAUAUCUCUGACAUUACAACUUAAGUAACCCCCACAUGUGUGUAGUGUAUGUUUAUGAAAAUAAAUUUUUCAAUUUUUGUUUUAUAAUUUA
This is a messenger RNA of Limulus polyphemus (Atlantic horseshoe crab), 8527 nucleotides long. Its product is annotated as transcription intermediary factor 1-alpha-like. Gene Ontology annotation, molecular function: zinc ion binding; protein binding. Lineage: Eukaryota; Metazoa; Arthropoda; Merostomata; Xiphosura; Limulidae. The record is from RefSeq and is a predicted model, not a curated record. The transcript is spliced from 17 exons. Bases 140 to 4273 code for a protein of 1377 amino acids.